Molecule: messenger RNA, 4298 nt
Organism: Kogia breviceps (pygmy sperm whale)
Lineage: Eukaryota; Metazoa; Chordata; Mammalia; Artiodactyla; Physeteridae
Gene: NFIC
Product: nuclear factor I C
Biological process (GO): regulation of transcription by RNA polymerase II
Cellular component (GO): nucleus
Molecular function (GO): RNA polymerase II cis-regulatory region sequence-specific DNA binding; DNA-binding transcription factor activity, RNA polymerase II-specific
Source: RefSeq, a predicted model, not a curated record
GCGCCCCCUCCCUCGCGCGCUCGCUCCCUCCCCCGCGCGCCCUCCCUCGCCGCCUCCUCCCGCCGCCUCCGGCCCCCCCUCGCCGGGGACCGAGCGCGCUCGCUCCGGCGCCGGCCUCGCCUCCUCGCAGCAGCGCCAUGGAUGAGUUCCACCCGUUCAUCGAGGCGCUGUUGCCUCACGUCCGCGCCUUCGCCUACACCUGGUUCAACCUGCAGGCGCGGAAGCGCAAGUACUUCAAGAAGCACGAGAAGCGGAUGUCGAAGGACGAGGAGCGCGCGGUGAAGGACGAGCUGCUGGGCGAGAAGGCCGAGGUCAAGCAGAAAUGGGCGUCGCGGCUGCUGGCCAAGCUGCGCAAGGACAUCCGGCCCGAGUGCCGCGAGGACUUCGUGCUGGCCAUCACCGGCAAGAAGGCGCCGGGCUGCGUGCUCUCCAACCCCGACCAGAAGGGCAAGAUGCGCCGCAUCGACUGCCUGCGCCAGGCCGACAAGGUGUGGCGGCUGGACCUGGUCAUGGUCAUCCUCUUCAAGGGCAUCCCGCUGGAGAGCACCGACGGCGAGCGCCUGGUCAAGGCGGCGCAGUGCGGCCACCCGGUGCUCUGCGUGCAGCCGCAUCACAUCGGCGUGGCGGUCAAGGAGCUCGACCUCUACCUGGCCUACUUCGUGCGCGAGCGAGAUGCAGAGCAAAGGGGCAGUCCCCGGGCGGGGAUGGGCUCCGACCAGGAGGACAGCAAGCCCAUCACACUGGACACCACUGACUUCCAGGAGAGCUUCGUCACCUCCGGUGUGUUCAGCGUCACUGAGCUCAUCCAAGUGUCCCGGACACCUGUGGUGACUGGAACAGGACCCAACUUCUCCCUGGGGGAGCUGCAGGGACACCUGGCAUAUGACCUAAAUCCAGCCAGCACCGGCAUGAGAAGAACGCUACCCAGCACAUCCUCCAGCGGGAGCAAGCGGCACAAAUCGGGCUCGAUGGAGGAAGACGUGGACACGAGCCCCGGCGGCGAUUACUACACUUCGCCCAGCUCUCCCACGAGUAGCAGCCGCAACUGGACGGAGGACAUGGAAGGAGGCAUCUCAUCCCCGGUGAAGAAAACAGAGAUGGACAAGUCCCCUUUCAACAGUCCGUCUCCCCAGGACUCGCCCCGCCUCUCCAGCUUCACCCAGCACCACCGGCCCGUCAUCGCCGUGCACAGUGGGAUCGCCCGGAGCCCUCACCCGUCCUCGGCCCUGCACUUUCCCACUACGUCCAUCCUGCCCCAGACGGCCUCCACCUACUUCCCGCACACGGCCAUCCGCUACCCACCUCACCUCAACCCCCAGGACCCGCUCAAAGAUCUUGUGUCGCUGGCCUGCGAUCCGGCCAGUCAGCAACCCGGACCGUUAAAUGGAAGUGGCCAGCUCAAAAUGUCCAGUCACUGCCUUUCUGCUCAGAUGCUGGCACCCCCGCCCCCUGGGCUGCCGCGGCUGGCUCUCCCCCCCGCCACCAAACCCACCUCCGAGGGAGGAAGCUCGUCGCCGACCUCGCCCUUCCUGGUAUCUGGGAUAAGAAAGAUUUCUUCCCACGCCCUGCUCCUUCGUCCCGGGAAUCGCGGGGAGCCACACAGCCGGCCCCCGGCCCACGUUUUCGGUGGCAAGCUAGAGCAAGCAAGAACACCCCGCUGACUCCCAGCCCGGCCGAAAGACAAAACACACAGACACAUAACACACAGGAGGAAAAGAAAAAAGAAAAAAAAAAAAAAGGAGAAAAAAAAAAAAAGACAAACGGGGAAAAAAAAAAAAAAAAGAAAACCACACAUAAAGAUAAACCCACCCAACCAAGAAGAUAAAAGGUAAAGAUGGCAACGCUUCGGACUCUCGGGAUGCCGCGGCCGGACGGACCGGACCGGAGGGCCAGGCCCCACCGCCCCUGGGAGCGGGCGCUCGGGGCGUCGUAAGUUAUUCAUCUCCUCUCGCUGCUGCUCUGGGAGGGCUGGCUGCCCCCACCUCCGCCCUGGACCAGGUGAGCGCAGCCUGGUGCCCGUGCCCGGCCGACGGGGCAGGACACCCAGCGAGGCCACCUCUCCCGCGCGCCCCCAUCGCCACUGCCACCGGGACAGUGUUUGCCAAGUGGGGAGGCAGCCGCCGGGGGGCCGGCGAGGACCCCGGCGGCAGGCAGCAGAGGCCACCGCGGAGGCUGGGGUGGGCAGGGGUGCGACGGGGGCAGAAGAGGGUUGUGGGGAGACCCGGGGCAUCGCCGGGGGACAAGGACGCAUGGCCAAUACUCUCUCAGGAGUGCCCCGCGGUUGUGGACGUCUCCGCCGCCCCCCACCCACCCCAGAGCGCGCCGGGGACUCGGUCUUUGGUGAAGCCCCGCGCGCCGGCCCGGUUUGGGAGACAUCUCUAUGCAAAUGACCCCCAGCCCGCCCCCCACCCCCACCCCCAGGCAUAGGAGGCCACCCUAGCGCACCCCAGCCCCCGGGGGAGGGCCCUGCGUUGCACACACUGUAAGAAAUGCACUUUCCGAGGAAGGGGCUGGGGGCGGUGGAGCGGAGGGGCCCUGGGCUGCUCUGGACUCUCCAUCCACCCAAGCCCUGAAUGGGGAGGGCCCCAGCACCCCGCUUAGCCCAUGGAGGUGUGGGAGGUGAGAGCGAGUGGUUUAAGUGCCUGAUUCCUACCGCCCGCCCCCCCUCCCCUUUGUCCAGCUGGGAAGCGAGUGGCCGUGGGCAUCCUCCAACCUCCUCCCCCGCAACCCGGCCCCUCCCGUUGCUGACCCCUCAUUGCUAUGCCCCCUUCAGAGCUAGAGCGAUGGGACCCCGCCCAGUGGGCCCGAGGGGCAGAGCUGGGCAUCCCCCCAGCGUCCUGCCGUAGUGGGGCACGGGGGUGGGAUCUGGGGAAGGCGGUGUGCCCCCCGCCAACGCCUCCUCUGCCAGUGCCUUACAUCCUGGAGCGACACCCCCUCCCUGGUGCCUCCCGGCCCAAAGGGGGACCACGGUUUGCACUUUCAUCCCCCCACCCCCCGCCGAAGUGGGGCACAGCCGGGAGGUGCAUCGCAGCUGGGCCGCCAGAAGGAGAGAAGGCCAGGCCGGGUGCAGUCCACGUGUGCCUGGACAGGGCGGGGGGCUCUGGCUGGGAGCAGGGAGGGUCAGCGCCUCCGGGCUCCCUUCAGCCUUGUAGGGGGCCUCCCAUCUGCUAAACAUUUUCCGUUGAGCCGCUCCAAAAACACUAAACCUGGGGCCACCGGGUGCCCCUCACCCCAGCUGCCUGGUCCCAUCCAUGCCUCCGCCCCGGGAUGGCCGUCUUAGGUGGGGAGCCUGGGAGGGGGUGUUAGGUGUUCUAGGGUCACCGGGCCCAAACACAAGGACCCCUCCUGGCCCAUCUGUCAGAGCCCCAACUGGCCUCCUCCAUGCCUGGCGCUGGGGAAUCCUGACCUCCAUCCCUGGGCCCAGGCCAAAGCCAUGGCCCUGGGCAGGCCUCCGCUUCACCUGCUCCCAGCCUGGCCCCCCCCUCCCUCUCCCGGUGAAACCCCGGUGCCCUGGGCCCGGCCAGCCUCCCCCCACCUCCCCAGACACCAGACUUUCCUUCUCCCAAACCAGCCCAGGGGGCUUGGCGAACCCACUCGAUCAUAAAGAGAAACGACCCCUCCCCCCCUGACCCUUCCCCACCAGCCCCACUCCCGCUGUCCCGAGGGGUUCAAGAACCCUUGGUCCGUCCCUCUGUCCCCAGGGCCCCUCCACCGGGUGGCUAUUGGGGACCAAAGCAUGGGCCGCUCUCCAGGAGAGCAGGGGGUUGUGUAGUUGGGGUAUCCGGAAGCUUCUCAGCCGGGAACCUUAGGGUGCGGGUAGGUGGGGGAGGGGAGGGGGCACCUGGCAGCCCCCAGCUACCUAACUUUGCAUGGUGCUUAGUCGAGGAUUCCUGUGACCUGGCUCCUGGCGUCAGCUCGCGGCGGCUGAAACUGCAUGGCGAAUGAUACUGGCUCUAUCUCCCUCCCCCAGCCCUCCUCCAGCCCCCCCCUCCUCCUCUUUAAAAGAAAAAAAAAAAAGAUACAAAAAAAAAAAAAAACCUUAAAAAAAAUUCCAUGUUUCCUAAUUUGCACGAAAUUUUCUAUCACAUGAUGUGCCUUGCCUUCCAAAAAUAAGUAUUACCUUUAAACAAUAUCAGCGCACACAGAUAGCUGCAUGCACUGCUCGUGUAGUUAAAAAAAAAAAAAAAGACAAAGCAAUGACAUGAAAUAAAAAGUAAAAAUUGAAAAGGGAUGUAUUUCUAUUUGUAAAAAAAAAAAAAUUAAGAAUUAAAAAAAAAAUCACAUUGCUUAAAAAAAAA